This is a messenger RNA of Atta colombica, 2345 nucleotides long. It is a transcript of the gene Xpd, whose product is annotated as TFIIH basal transcription factor complex helicase XPD subunit. The transcript is spliced from 13 exons. Gene Ontology annotation, cellular component: nucleus. The record is from RefSeq and is a predicted model, not a curated record. Gene Ontology annotation, biological process: positive regulation of mitotic recombination; transcription by RNA polymerase II; nucleotide-excision repair. Bases 46 to 2325 code for a protein of 759 amino acids. Gene Ontology annotation, molecular function: DNA helicase activity; hydrolase activity, acting on acid anhydrides, in phosphorus-containing anhydrides; damaged DNA binding. Lineage: Eukaryota; Metazoa; Arthropoda; Insecta; Hymenoptera; Formicidae.
AUAUAUAAUUAUUAUAUAUGCGCAUGUAACAGCGUAAACAACAAUAUGAAGAUAAGCGUUGAUGGAUUGAUUGUAUAUUUUCCGUAUGAUUAUAUUUAUCCAGAGCAGUAUGCAUACAUGCUCGAGCUCAAACGUGGCCUGGAUGCCAAGGGACAUUGUUUGUUAGAGAUGCCUUCAGGCACUGGCAAAACGAUAACUUUAUUGUCACUCAUUGUGGCAUAUAUGCUGGAGCAUCCAUUAGAUGUAACAAAGUUAAUUUAUUGUUCCCGGACAGUGCCAGAGAUAGAGAAAGUUAUAGAGGAGCUAAAGAAGCUUAUAGAUUAUUAUGAGAAAGAAACCAAAAGCAAGCCAAAAAUUGUUGGUCUAGUUCUUAGCUCGCGUAAGAAUAUGUGUAUCCAUCCUGAGGUCAGUAGAGAACGAGAAGGUAAAAUUGUAGAUGGCCGUUGUCAUUCUCUUACUGCAUCAUAUGUACGAGAAAGACAUAAUUAUGAUGAAUCUACUCCGAUUUGUAAUUUUUAUGAAGGAUUUGAUAUGGAGGGCAGAGAACAAAUUAUGCCUCCUGGUAUUUACUCCAUCGAUGAUUUAAAAGAAUAUGGAAAAGAUCGUAAUUGGUGUCCAUACUUCCUCGCAAGAUUUACAAUCUUGCAUGCACAGAUUGUAGUGUAUAGUUAUCAUUAUUUAUUGGAUCCAAAGAUCGCUGAGACUGUAUCCAAAGAAUUAAGCAGGAGUUCAAUAGUUAUCUUUGAUGAGGCUCAUAAUAUUGAUAAUGUCUGCAUUGAUUCCAUGAGUGUAAAGAUAAACAGAAAGACAAUGGAGAAAAGUACAGCUAACAUACAACUCUUAGAGAAAACUGUAGCCGAAAUGAGACAAGAGGAUGUAAAUAAAUUGAAGGAAGAGUACGAAAGAUUGGUCGAAGGUCUGAGAGAUGCUCAAUUCCAGAGAGAAACUGAUGUCAUCUUAGCCAACCCUAUUUUACCGAACGAAAUACUUGAAGAAGUCAUUCCCGGUAACAUAAGAAAUGCCGAGCAUUUUGUUAGCUUUUUGAAACGAUUCGUUGAAUAUUUAAAAACUCGCUUACGUGUUCAACACGUCGUGCAAGAAUCACCCGCAGCAUUUCUUAAGGAUAUCCAAGCGAAGGUCGCUAUUGAACGAAAACCAUUGCGAUUUUGUGCCCAAAGAUUAGCGUCCCUCUUACGUACUAUGGAGAUAACAGAUCUAACAGAUUUCUCUCCAAUAAUCUUAGUGACGCAUCUUGCGACAUUAGUCUCUACAUACACGCACGGCUUCACAAUUAUAGUGGAACCAUUCGACGAUAAAACGCCAACAGUAUUGAAUCCAAUUUUACAUUUUAGCUGUCUAGAUUCUUCCAUUGCUAUCAAACCCAUAUUCGAUAGAUUUCAGUCCGUGGUAAUCACUUCUGGGACGUUGUCCCCAUUGGAUAUGUAUCCCAAAGUUUUAAACUUUCAUCCGGUUAUAAUGUCGUCCUUUACAAUGACAUUAGCUAGACCGUGUCUUUUACCCAUGAUUGUUGCUAAAGGUAAUGAUCAAGUUGCCAUUUCGUCAAAAUACGAAACACGAGAAGAUGUGGCUGUUAUAAGAAAUUAUGGUCAAUUGUUAGUCGAAUUUGCUGCGACAGUGCCCGACGGCUUAGUUUGCUUUUUUACAUCAUAUUUAUAUAUGGAAUCCGUAGUAGCCGCAUGGUACGAUCAAGGAGUUGUGGAUCAACUUCAGAGGCAUAAAUUAUUAUUCAUUGAAACUCAGGAUUCAGCAGAAACCAGUUUAGCUCUGAUCAAUUACAUAAAGGCUUGCGAAAACGGUAGAGGAGCUGUUUUACUCUCGGUGGCUCGUGGAAAAGUAUCCGAAGGCGUCGACUUUGAUCAUCAUUUGGGGAGAGCCGUGCUGAUGUUUGGCAUACCUUACGUGUACACACAGUCACGUAUCUUAAAGGCGCGUUUGGAAUAUCUCAGAGAUCAGUUUCAAAUUCGAGAAAACGAUUUCUUAACUUUUGAUGCCAUGAGACACGCCGCACAAUGCGUAGGACGUGCGAUCAGAGGAAAAACAGAUUACGGUAUCAUGGUGUUUGCAGAUAAGAGAUUUUCAAGAAUAGAUAAACGAAGCAAAUUACCAAAAUGGAUACAGGAACAUUUAAAUGAUAGCUUAUGCAACUUAUCAACCGAAGAAGCUAUACAAAUCAGUAAAAGAUGGUUACGACAAAUGGCACAGCCAUUCACGCGUGAGAACCAACUUGGAUUGUCAUUAUUGACGAGAGAACAACUUGAGAAAGAAGAGGCUGCCAAGAUUGAACAAAAGGCUCAGCAAAAUUGAUAGUACAACAUUGGCACCAA